UUCGAUCGGCUACCAACUCUUCCGUGCAGUUCAAAAUGGACAUGAUCAAUCGGGAAAUAUCUUCGUGCACAUGGGUUCUCUGCAUUUCACUUGAAAACCCAUGUAUUCAAGAUUCCCUACGCUUUCCCUUUGAGACAGAGUUUGGCUUAGGAGGGCACAGGUAUUCGUAUCUAAUAUUAUGGCAGGGUUGUUCGACAAACAGGCGGAGAUUUAUGUGGAUGCGAGGCCAACUUAUCCAACCGAAUGGUAUUCAAAGCUCGCUGCUCUCACUCCCCAACACUCAUUAGCCUGGGAUGUCGGAACUGGCAACGGACAAGCAGCUCUUGGGGUUGCUGAGCAUUAUGAGCAAGUAAUUGGAACAGAUAUAAGUGAAAACCAACUAAAACAUGCAAAGCAGCAUCCUCGAGUCAAAUACAUCCACACCCCAUUAUCCCUCUCGGAUGAUGAGUUUGUGACAUUAAUGGGGGGUGAAAACAAAGUUGAUUUGGUGACCGUGGCUGAAGCCGUACACUGGUUUGACCUCCCGAAGUUCUACUCCCUCGUUACGCGUCUUCUGCGUAAGCCAGGAGGAGUAAUUGCCGUUUGGGGCUACUAUGGAAUGGUAGUAAGCACAACCUUUGAUCCUCUAACAAAGAGAUUACGAGAAGCCACCAACCCCUUUUGGGACCCCAGGGCACAUCUCUUGCUGGAUGGUUAUAGGACACUUCCAUUUCCUUUUGAAAGUGUGGGUUGUGAGGAUGAUGAGGUCAUUGUCGGCAGUCACCGCAGCCAAGCACCAAGGGGUGGAUUUGUUAUCUGAAUGAGUGAUUGAGGAUCUUGAGAGUGCUUGGGGUGGGCCGAAUAAGAUCAGAACUGUGACAUACAAGGCAUUUAUGCUUUCAGGAAAAGUAAAGCUGUAAGUAAUUUUCAUCAAGUUCAUCUGCGUACGCACUCUGUUGAUG
Molecule: messenger RNA, 941 nt
Organism: Carya illinoinensis
Lineage: Eukaryota; Viridiplantae; Streptophyta; Magnoliopsida; Fagales; Juglandaceae
Product: putative methyltransferase DDB_G0268948
Exons: 2
Coding region: 179-799 (206 amino acids)
Molecular function (GO): S-adenosylmethionine-dependent methyltransferase activity
Source: RefSeq, a predicted model, not a curated record